Podarcis lilfordi (Lilford's wall lizard) is the source of this 24636-nucleotide messenger RNA. The record is from the annotation of a GenBank genome assembly. Lineage: Eukaryota; Metazoa; Chordata; Lepidosauria; Squamata; Lacertidae.
CUCCUGUCUGGCAGACCUGUUAAUGGUCACUUGUUUGGAUACCCUGGGGAGCCUGGCCAGUCUUUUGUAUGACAAAUAGUUCCUGAGCCAGGUCACAGGCUCACCCUAUUCACAGACAUACCCUUAAGGCAGGAUUUGUGAACAAAAAGACAAUGGGGAGGCUUUUCCAUUUUCCUUCAACCUUGCAGAGAAAUAUUUGAGGUCAAUUUGGGAGGGACAAAAUGGUUUCAGCACUUUUUCUGUGGGGUUUCAUACAUGUGGUUUAUAUAUGCCGUUAUGAACAUUUUAUCUUCAUAUAUGACCUUAUUUUUUUUUAUUUCAGUAGUUUGAUCCCUACUAACAUUGUAUGGAAACAAAAAUUUUUGACUGCACUAUUCAUGUUUGGGGAAACAUUGCAGUAUACUGUAUAACUACCGUAUUUUUUGCUCUAUAAGACUCACUUUUUCCCUCCUAAAAAGUAAGGGGAAAUGUGUGUGCGUCUUAUGGAGUGAAUGCAGGCUGCGCAGCUAUCCCAGAAGCCAGAACAGCAAGAGGGAUUGCUGCUUUCACUGCGCAGCGAUCCCUCUUGCUGUUCUGGCUUCUGAGAUUCAGAAUAUUUUUUUUCUUGUUUUCCUCCUCCAAAAACUAGGUGCGUCUUGUGGUCUGGUGCGUCUUAUAGAGCGAAAAAUACGGUAGAUUCAUUCCAAAACGACCUUUUCCAUAUCUGUGGCUAGGGGGACUAAUUCUAACUACAAAUCUGUAUCUCUGAUUAGUACAGAACAGGUGAAUGGCGUGUGUUCUUCUUUUCAUGAGAUGUGAAAACGAGUUACGUUGCAGGAUGAACCAUGUACAGCUCUUUUGUUUUUCCUGACCACUUGAAACUUAGGAAAACGCUACCAAACGAGAACGAACAGCUUUGUUUCAAGUAAAUUUAACAGCUUUGUGCCUGCUGGGAAAGAGCUCAUUAAUUCCAUGGGGCUGACUCCUAGGAAAGCGGGGUCAGUCAGGAAUGUACCCUAAAACUCGUUCCCCGCCCCCCACGCCUGAAGUAUUGGUUCCCUCUCAUCAAAGGUUAGUGCACUUCGUUUUUAAAGAACGCAAGAACCGCCUCCUCCGAUUAGAACGGUCUCUACUUUGGGCGUAAUCAAGCAGCGUUCCUGAGAAACGGACAAGCUAAGGGUUAACACGAUUAGCCCCGCCCACUUUUGCCUUCGCGCGCCGCCUCCCGCCUCUUGCAUCUAUUGCAUCGUGGCAACCACGCUUCCGCAUUCCCGUGAUGCCCCGGGGCUGGCGAAGAUAUUGUCCGGUGGGUUCCAGGCGCCAGCUGACAAAAUGGAAAGGUAGGCGAGCAUACGGGUCCCGGGAGGGCUCAGCGGAAAACGCGAGGGGCGGGGCGAGCGGAGCCGAAGCGCCAUUUUUAAACAGCCGAGGCAACCGAUGCCCGCCUGAGGUGGCGGGUAAGCGAGGAAGGGAAGGAGGCAGGGCUGGGCCGGCGGGGCAGGGCUGCUCCUGAGGCGGUUGGCGCUGCCCGUUUGCUUCGCGGUUCUCUUUCGACGUGGGUCGGUCAGCCGCUUUCCUUCGUGGGGGUUGGGGGGGGGGCUGGAGGCUUCCCUUCCCCGCCCGCCUUUUGCCUUCGCGACGGCCCUCUGAGGUAGGCCGGCUAAGGAAGACCGGCGUCUCCCCCCCAAAAAAACCCAGUCCCAGUGAGACGAAACACGGAAUAUUGUCAUCUAGGGCUUUUUCUUUUCUUUCCUCGCUAUCAGGAACUUUGUUCCCGCACCUCUCAGGUGGGCGCCAUUGCCAUUAUAAGGUAGGCGUUCACGGUGAGUUUCUCUUUUUCUACAAAAAAAAAAAAAAAGCACUGUAAAGUAAUGCCACUCUAGAUAGUUUCACCGGCCAAAGGGAUUUUUUUAAAAAUACCGCCAAGGUGCUCGUAAGGUAAUGCUGGCUAACCGCUCUAGUUCUGCUGCUCUUAAAAGUUGCGUGCAAUGUAGCUGCACUGAUUUAAGCAGCUCUCUAGAAAUAACCGCUCACAGUUUUAUAAGCAUUUGGAAACUUAACCACAAGGGGUCAGUAUAAUCCAAAUGGAUUACUGUCUUCUAUAUUGCACAAUUAGCAUCUAUCCUAAUAUUUAUUCCGGUAUCUUUUAUCAAGGCUGUUAAUAAUAAUAAUAAAACACAAAUAAUAAAAGAUAUGGUUUGAAAAACGAAUCUUUUAAAAACAGGGUGAGAUCCAAUGAGGAGACUUAGUCUCGCCCCCCCCAUCUGUUUUGGGGAGCUGUGCACAGUAGGAGAAAUCCCAUUGUGCAAGCAGACUUACACUAUUGGAUGUCACCCAGUAAUCAUACAACAAAUAAAACUUCACCUAUACACACUAGAUGUGUAUUUAAUUUUUCAGCAUGUAACUUUAUUGUAAGUAUUAAAAUUUGUGUUUCAAAUCCAUUGACCUUUUAAUUGCAAGACAUUUUCUAGCAACCCCAGCUCCUCAAAUUUAUUUAGUGGGCAUGCUUUAAGCUCUGGUGUAAAGUUCUUUUUACUAGUUUAAUGUUUGUGCUUAGUUUUUAUUUAUAGCCUAUCCUGUACCAAAGCCUGAAGGCUUGUAUUUUUACUAUUAAUUAUUUUCUCUUCCUCAAUAAGUUUAGGCAUAAUGUGUCAAAUAAACCAAAUACUAAUUGUUUUACAAAACAAUAUUAGUCAUAUCGCAUAGCUAAAACCAUUGGUAGCUUCAGUUUAGUGCCUAGCAAUGGCAGGGAAGAUUUUAGCAAGGCAUUCAAUGCAGGCAAAGUGUUGAAUAUUAUACUGGUUGUAACUUGCAUCUGUCACAAAGUGGGAUGCAUUAUCCUCAGAGGAUAUUGCACAGUUUGGCUGUCUUCUGUAUAAUCCUUCAGAGUAAACAGUCCUGUGGGAACAGAACUUUUGCACCCAAAGAAAAAAAUGGUUUAGGUAAUGGGGAAGUUUAUGCAGUGCUUUCAUAAAUUAACUUUGUUUAAUGUGGUUGAUUUGAGAAUGAAAUCAGAUUAAAACACACACACACUAUAUAUAUGUAUUUUCAAAGAUACCCUUGUCAGAGAAAUAAUGAAGCUUUUGAACAUGUAUUCAAAGCAGAGCCUUUUUAACCAUGAAUCCAUUGACUACUAAUUGGGUCCUUUUCUGUUUGUACAGGUAAUUUGGCCUCAAGGGAUUCCCUCAGGAGAGAAAGAGGUCUCUAUGACGGUGGCAGGCUUGUGCUGACAGCUUUAUUAACAUUGUCAUCUCAUUAACAUUCAGUCAGAAUGGACACUUUUCCACAUAUCCUUUCAUCAGUCGGUGGAAGUGGAGAUCUUAGCUCACAAGCAGAAGUACAAAAACUGUUAAAUGAUGAAAGAAUGCGGUGUGAACACCAUAAAAACAAUUACCAAACUCUUAAAGCAGAACAUACAAGGUAUAGUAUGCUUUCUUUCUUUUUGAUGUUGAGCUAUUUAAUUAAAUGUUUUGAUCAUGAAAAUAAAAUGUAAGUUUUCUAUAGCUAAACUAGUUGCAGUACUAAUCAGAUGUUAGACGAAUAGUAUUCAAGUUUAGCACACUGCUACAAACUUUUACUGGGGAGUGGGGGCCAGUUUGCAGGAACUUGAUGACAACACGUGGAUUUGCAUGGUUAUGUCGCAGCCACCAGGGAUGGGUAGACAAUUUUUGGCUGGUAUUCCCUCCUCAAUGUGGAAAAGGCACCAUUGCCCAAAGAUACACAAUGCACCUUCACACAGUGACGUCCUUUUCUGUGCCCUGGUAUUUCCUGAGGGGACAUACUGGGUGGGCAUGUGUGCUGUUGGACGUUGCCUUCAGGCAGUGGCAACCAGCUCUUCCAUCUGCCCAACAUUAUUUCUUUGGCCGGUAUGGGCAGUGUACUGUUGAAGCUUGGCAAAAGCACACAAACUAUUUGCCAAAUGGAGCAGCCUCCAUGCAGUUCUGUUUCACUUUGCCAUUGUAUUGCUUCUGGUUUCUGUGAAUUGGGCCUCCAUUUCUUGGGAUGUUGAGAUUUCAGUUAUUUAGGGAACAAUUCUAACUCUUCUCUGCUUGGUAGGGCAUUAUGGAGUAGAAGGGUGGCAGAUACAGCUCUCCUGCACAGAAGGUGGAGAAUUGGCAGAUUACUGUGCCAACCUGGAGGUGACCAUCAUGUGACUGUAGUAGGGCCUGCUUAGGAUCCAACAUAUCCCAGGCCAGUUCAGCCCUGCCCCUAGAAAGUUCUGUUUUGAAGAUUCCACUGGUUGCUGCCAGUGGGAAUCCUGCUAAUGGCACUUCCACAUUUUUGGCAGGUGGAACUCUGUGCCAGAUACAGGCUGCCAGGACUUGCACCCAAUCCACUUCCCCCCAGCCCACCACAAAGUGGGGGUUGUAUUGUUGUGCUAGUGUAUUUAAAAAUAUGUACAAUGUUGAUUUUGUGUUUGUGUGUAUUGGCAUUUUCAGUAUAAAAAAACUUUCUAACAGGAAGAAAACGUCAAAGCUGCCACUCAGAACACCUCCAUGUUGUUGCUGCUCUUACUUCUUUCAAUCUCUCCUUUUCUGUGCAGUCUUUUGGCACAACUCCCUAUGUGUCAUAUUAGCUGUAAUUAAGCCUAAGUAUGUGUAACUGAAAUGAACUGAUAUGCUUCCCCUGUUUAUCCUACUUCCCCUUUCCUCUCCUUUCUCUGUUAUCUUCAAUGUGCCAAGAUACAGAUCAGUAAAUUGAAAAGCAGAUUCAUUGUAAAAUGAUUUUUUUCAGGCUUCAGAAUGAAUAUACAAAAUCACAAAAUGAGCUCAAACAGUUGUUACGUGAAAAGCAGACAGUUCAUGAUAAAUUUCAGUGUCUGCUCGGUGAAUUCCGAGAUGAAUUGUUGGAUAAAUCAAGAGAAGUAGAGGAGUUAAAGAAGCAGGUGCGGCCACAAUUCUUUCUUUUAAGUUACGUUAUUCAUACACAGUGUCUUAAUCUACAUUGCUAAUUAUGUCUGGUGUUCUUGUUAAACUGUGACUGGUAUCUAAAGAAUUGCAGUUGGGGGUAUAGUUCUUACUUUUCUUACCACAUAUUUGUAUUGUGGUAGUACUGCUGCUGUGACUCACCUUAGAUCAGCCAUGACCUGAUAGUGAGUCCCAGCCCACUGGCUGAAGACCAGUGGCUUCGAUCAUGUAGGAGUACUUUGUGACUGUUUUUUCUCUUCAUUCAAAAUAUCUCCAUGCCAUACUCUGCUCAGUUUGAAAAAUAAAUUUGACAUGAGGCAUGGGAGCUGCCAUUUCAAAAGAUGUUUAAAGACCCCUUUGACUCAUGUAACCUGUUGUCUGGAACAUGACGUGCACUUUUACUACAGUCGUACCUUGGAAGCUGAACGCCUUGGCACUUGUACAUUUUGGCUGACGAAUGCUGCAAACCCGGAAGUAAGUGUUCCAGUUUGCAAACAUUCUUUGGAAGCUGAACAUCCAGUGUGGAUUUCGAUUGGCUGCAGGAGUUUCCUGGAGCCAAUCGAAAGCUGCGCCUUGGUUUCCAAACAUUUUGGAAGUUGAACAGACUUCCGGAACGGAUUCCGUUCAGCUUACAAGGUAUGACUGUAAUGGCUUGCAGGGAGCAUCUGAUCCAUUAGAUGAUUUUGCCCAGCUUAAAUUGUUUUUCUCAGUUGAUUGGAGGAAGGGCAGGGUGUGUGAAAUAUAAUCUGUCAAGAAAUUUUAUCUCUCCUGGAAUAUUGUACACUCUUAUUUUUCUUCUUUGGCGAUCACUCGUAGCCGAGUAAGAUUGUCUUCCAUGAGCAUGGUCUUAACAGCGAGUCCGUAAGUGACUGUGGAGGCCAAUUCUAGAUCCAAACGUCCUUCCACAGUGGGGACAUAGGUUUCCAGACAGGACAUUAAGAAGGAGUGAUACUGCAUUUACUUAUUUGUGUACAUAGUUUAUAUCCAAUUUCUUCUACAUAGAUAUAUGCUCUUAAAGUGGCUAAAAGAGUUGUAAGAAUUGAAGUACAAUAUAAAGUCAUAAAUAAAGCAUGCAAACUAAAACAGCAAUAGCCAAUUUAAGUAGAAGAUAAAAUCAUUCAUGUCUAAGUAAAAAAAUGCUUAAAUUAGUAGUCCUAAAAUGCCCAGAAAACCAUGAAUUGCACUUAAAUUAUAAUAAUGAGAUGUUUUUGGGAGGGCAUUCCAAAGCUGUGACGGGUCACUGCUAAAAAAAAUAUGCCUUUCUAAAUAUUUCAUCCAUAUUAAAAUGUUUCCCUAUCACAUGUUCAUGAAUUUGAGAAUAUUAGUUAUUAAUAACUUAAUUCCACUCUUCUUUCAAGCAGCUCACGGCAGCUAUGGAGUUUAUUUAUUUAAUUAUUUUUUACACCUCUUUAUAUUUCAUAGAAAUCUCUUAAGUGGUUUCUCUCUCUCCCCCACCCCCCAACAUUUAUCUUAAUAACAACCAUAUGACUUACAGUAGGUUGAGAGACAAGUGCCCAAGGUCAUCCAGUCAGUUUCAUGACUUGAGUGGGGAUUUGUACCUGAGUCUCCAUAGUCCUAGUUAUUCAUACUGUGUCUCAACACUGAAUUUUUAUUAGUUAGGUAGACUGUAUACUAUAACAAAUAUGCAUCUACCUUUGAUCUGUGUUAGGAAUUGUGCAGUGCCGUUUUAUACAUGUCUAUUCACAAGCCAGCUGCAUUGAGCUGAACAUACCUUACUUCCAGGUAUGUUUAGGACUGUAGAUUUAGUUUGUAUUUUCCUUUGGUUGAGUCAUUUUGGCAGUUGCCCAGUGAUGAAAACCUUGUUGUAAUAGCAGGGUUCAAACAGAUCCUAUAUGUUUUUAUUGUUGCCAGUUCCAGUACUUUAGGAAUAUAUGCAGCAUAACAGGAUAAUAUUGGAGUGUUUCUAUCCUUAGGUGGGGGAACUCCAGAUCUUUUAAGUGGCGGCAUAAUCUUCAUAGAGACAAAUGAUGAAACAGUUGCUUUCUUUUUAUGUGUUUCUUCGGACAUGUAGGUAAUUACUCCACAGAAGUUAGAGUUGCUUAAAACAGAAAUAAGAGACAACAUAGAAGCACCUCUGAAAGAGAAUCUUCGAAAGCUAGAUAAAGUAAGUAGAAACAAAGUUUUCUAUGAAAUGAAAGUUUUAUAUCCAGCCUUGUCUUCAAAGUAUAAAAAUAUUUUUGGUUAGCUAGCUCCAUAAUUAGUUACAAUUUUUCUAAGCAAAAUAUAUUUUCCUAUCUACUGUUACUUAUAUUUGAUGGACAGGAGAGGUCAGUGUUUUUCUUCUUUCUGAUAACAUUUAAAUGCAAGCUAGUUAAAUAAGAAGGUGAGCUUAAAGACCCAUGGAUCGAAGUUAUCUUGCCAUGAAGCAUAACAGUUUGUUUUAAUUCAGCUUACCUGGUUGAACACAACAGCAAGCAAAUGUCUGUAAAAGUGAAAUUAAAUUCUGAUAAAGUUCUCUCCCUGGCUAGAUAGGAGAGGGAAAGUGUAGUGUGUAAGCCUGUUUUGCUCAGGCACAUUCUGGCUCACCUAUGUCAUGUUAAACUGGGUUAAUGUUCCAUGCAAAUGCAACCAUGCAAUGGCUCCUGUUUUGUGAUUAAAGAGGCUGGAGAUAGGAUCUUACCCACUGCACUAUUAAGCUUUUGGACCCACGAGAGUCACAGAGACUGGUACAACCCUUCAGUGACUAAAGGUAACAAUAAGAGAAAGAACAGGAUUCUCUUGACAGUGGCUCAAGGCUAUCUCAACUAGGGCUGGGCGAUAUCUGGUUUUCAACAUAACGAUAUAUUACCAGUUAAACAUAGUGAUAUUUUGCUAUAUCACAAUAUGCAAAAUAAGGCUGGAGGUGAACAUGGCAAUGUCCUGGCAGCUGCUACUACUUAUGGGUCUAACUCUGAAACUGAAUUUUUUUUACUGAACAUAUUGUUACAACUGUUAUGCUAUAGUACUACUGUACCAAUAGUAGCACAGUUUCUGUAAAAUCAAAGUUGUAAUUAGUAAAGUAGUAGCAUAGAUAUCAAAGCUUCCCUAAAAAUUUAAUUACAUUACUAAACAAGAAAAAGCAGAUUCAGUGUCACACUUUUAGAUAUUCAGAUAUCCUUGGUUGAAAAACCCAGUGUUUUUUGCCGACUGGUGGCUGCUGCUUCACAAAAACAAAUGCACCACAUACACCACCAACGGAUGUGUGUGGGGGGAGACACACAUAGACACUCGCACACUCACAAGCAGUACACACAUCCAAAUGGAGGGGGGAAUGACAGAAGAUGGUCAAAUGCCAAAGCAAGGUGUUUGUUUUUACUAACCCCCGUUUGUUUUUACUGGGGGGAAAGGGCUCCAGAAUUCUGAACCUUGCAGGCUUUCCCUAAGUCAACUACCAGCCUGGCGCCUUUAAGCAAGAGCCUUGAGAGAAGAAGUCCCUGCUCGCCGGCUGGAUGGCUGGGGAGACAGAGAGCUAACCAUUUCUCAAAGUUCCAUUUGGCGAUAUCUGCUUCACGAUACUUAACUCAGCCUGUAGUAAUUUGUAGUGAAUUGCUCCUCCUGCAUAAGACAGGGAAGGUUGACUGAUAGUGACUGCUAACCGGUUUUCAAAGCUUUGUUUGGUGAUAUCAGCUGGGCGAUAUUUGAGUCAGCCUGCUGUAGUGAUUUGUAGCUAUUUCUUGUUGCUGCCGGAGGCAGGGAAGAGCUGACCGAGGUGGAGUUAGCAAGUGCUGCACACACAGGAAGAAGCAUCGGCUUCCUGGUUUUUCCAAUAUUGUGGUUUUUUUAAUACCACACAAACAAUAUGUGAUAAAUUGCAAAGUCAUUUAAAAAACUGUUUGAUAUAUUGAUUUAUAGCACAGACCUAAUCUCAACUGUUCUCCACUUCCUGGCAGUAUGACUCCACUGCCGCAAUGGUCACUGGCAAGGAGCAUUCACCGUUGCUUCUGGAGCUUAAGCCAACCAAUAGUAUUAUUGUAUUUCUUUUGAUGCAACUGUAAAUGUAGCCAUCAAAAACAAUUAACAAUUGCUGACCUGUUUUCAGUUUACACCUGAUACUUACUAAACAUCUUGUGUGCUCAUUUUUUUCUGCAUGGGUUUGUAUUUUUUAUUCACUUUGAUUCAGUCACAUAUGUUCUUCUUAAUUAGGAAGCAGAAAAAUGGAGAACAGAAUAUAACAAACUUCGCUAUGAACAUACUUUCCUUAAAUCAGAGUUUGAGCAUCAGAAAGAAGAACAUGCCCAUAUUUUAGAAGAGAACAAAUUAAAAUAUGAAUCUGAGGUAAGGACGAAUAUUUUAAUAUAAGAAAAACCAUAACAUUUGAAUAUGAAUUUAAUCAACUGUAAUAAAUUUGAACCCUGCCUAAAGCGUAAUCAGUCAGGCCUUCUGCUUCAUGAAUGUCUUAAGAAAAAGGAUGAAAUAUGCAGUUUACCAUAUGUUAACUUUAAAGUAAGUCUUGUUGCAUUCAGCCAAAUUACUCCCAAGUAAAUGUGUGUAGGACUGCAGCCUUACAGUUGUGAUAAUGAACUAAUUGCAUAUUUCAUUGUUCUACUGUUCUUAAUCAAGUGAAAACAUCUUAGAAAACAUGUUGAUAUUUUUCCUGACUAAAAAAUUACCUCAGGUGUGUUAUUGGUUCCAGUUUUAUGGGGGACACAUUUCUGUCACUUUAAUUUUUCUGUGAGAAACAUGGCCUAUAAAACAUAGUGCUACUUUUACCAAUGUAUUGCUUAUUUUGAAUGAAAUGAAAAUGUGUUUUCAUUUUAGAACAAAUAUAUUUACUUCUAUGUGCUUUUCUAGUACUUCUGGGCUUAUCAACAUAACGUUAUAUUUAAAUACACUUUGACCAAUUCCAAGCACAGGAACAUGGUUUGUGCGAGGUGGGUUCUCAUUCCCUCCCUCCCGUCUGCAUACAUGGUUGUGUGUGCACCUGGUGCAAGGAAUCAUUUAAUCUUUUGGGUUUUCUGAAGUCACACUCAGACUGGAGUGGGCCCAUAGUGUUGUCUGUUCAAUUACUCAUAGAUAACGAGACUUGGCAAAGAUAAAGAAGAAUUGCAUAAUCAGCUGCUUAAUAUUGAUCCUACAAGAGAUGGCAAGCGUGUGGAAGCACUAUUAAGAGAAAAGGCUCAACUAGUUCAGAAAUUAAAGGGUUUUGAAGCAGAAGUAGCAGAACUAAGAGCUCAGAGGGAGAACUCUGGUAUGCAAGCAGAAAAUGUGCAAAGAAUACAGGUGCGACAGUUAACUGAGAUGCAAGCUACAACACGAUCCUUGGAGGUAGGAGAUUCUGAUUGUCUCCCUACAAGACAUAGUAAAGGUGUACACUGUGUGUUAACUUAAACAAUGAGAAACUCACAUCAAGCCAUCAAUUAUCUUGAUUCUUCCUAAUCAGAUUUACAUUUCCCUAAUAGUAAUAAGAUUACUUCUUUGCAAAGUAGUUCUGAAAAAUAUGAUAGAUUUAUCUACAAAGUGGUUUGAGUCAUGAUAUUUGGAAUAAUCAUUGUGGAGUCUACAGGUUUGAACUUUUUACAUGAGAUUAAAAGUAGAAGGAUAUUUUACUCUGGUAAACAAACCUGUCUGUAAAAACAAUAAAUAAAUAUAUAAGCUGAAUAAUAUACUAAGGUCCAAAACAUUCAAUAAGCAAAUUCUACAAAUGGGUCCGGCAACAAUAUCUUAUACAGCUGUUCAAACUUAUUAGGAGACUAGAGGUUGUGAGGGGGCAUUUACAGGAAGGUAAGUUUUUUGGUUUUUUUUUAAAAAAACCCACCUCCCUAUUCUAAUCACCCCUCGCCAGAUCACCAUAUUUUUCCACCUAUAAGACGCCCCCAUAUAUAAGACUCAGGGACUCGGAUUUAAGAAAAUGGGGGGAGAUGGCCCAGAGUAUAAAAUGCCCCCUAAUUUUUGACAUUAUUUUUUAGGUAAAAAACCUAGUCUUAUACAGGGAAAAAUAUAAGCUGUUUGCGGCUUGAGUAGACCAAUUUCCUCUUCCCCCACCUUCAGUUUCCUAUUUUCUUUUUCUUCAAAGGAUCCCCUAGCAUUGUGUGUGUCCAGGAAGUUCACAGGUUAUUGUCAGGCUUUAAAUGUAACUUGCAUAUUCUGUGAAGCUGGGGAGAUGACUGGGUAAAUAGAAACCACUUCCUUAUUUUUUAUGACCCUGUUUUGCUUGCCAGCUGAUAGCAAAUUUAUAUGGCUGAGUGCCAAUUAGAGAGAAUAAAUGGGGUCUGCAGGGCAAUGCUGCAGUGCUAUCCCCACCCACAAAAGCAGUUCCAUGAUAAUGGCUUCAGACAGGACCACAAUACCUCAAGAAAUGCGUCUUAUAUGAACUGACCCGGACCCUGAAAUCAUUAUCUGAGGCCCUUCUUUGGGUGCCUUCCCCACAUAAGGUCUGGAGGGUGGCAACACAAGAACAGGCCUUUUCUGUGGUGGCUCCUUGUUUGUAGAAUGCUUUCCCCAAGGAGCCUCACCUAGCACCUUCAUUACAUAUCUUUAGGCGGCAGGUGAAAAUGUUUCUCUUCAACUAGGCAUUUGGCUGAUUAGCAUUCUGUGCCCUUUUAAAUGUCUUUGUGGGAGAUGAUCAUUGGUUUGUUUUGGUUUUUAAUUAUGCAUUUUGUGUUUUCAUUUUGUAUUUUUAAGCUGUGAACCUCCCUGUGAUCUUCAGAUGAAGGACAGUAUACAAAUUUUAAAAAUAAAAUAGGUGCACGAGCUUUAUAUUCCUGUUCAGGUCUGAGAGGGAGAGAGGCUGUUUUAGGAAGGUAGAUGGGAGAAAGGACAUUCCCUUCCCCCUUUCUGCUGCAGUGCUCCAUGUUGCUGAAGAGCUGCCAGCCCCAAACCUGAGCAUUUUAUAACUAUGCAAUAUCGAGAUGUAGUUCUGGUGCUUGAACUAGCCCUAGCUUCCAAGGGAAGCUAUUUAACUUCAGAGCAAAUAAGCUAACCAUCUAAAAUAUGUUAAUGUAAGUAAAAUGACCCACAGAUCUCCAAAAAGAUUUGAGACUUCACAUGCUUACUUACUAGAAGUAAUGGUACUGAUUUUAUUGGCCUCUUGAAACCAGUGCAUCAGUCCCAGCCAGGUGGCGAGGUUUUGAGUGAAGGAACCUUACUUUUGUGCAAAUAGGUUUAGAACUCUGCUUCAGGAUUCAUUUCUGUGAAGCAAUUUAAGAUUUCCUUUCUUAAUUUUAAGGCUGAAAAACAAUCCCUUAAGCUGCAGCUUGAACGCAUUGAAAAGGAACUGCAGAUGAGCAGUGAGCAAAAUACGCUCUUAAGAAGCAAGCUACAUAAAGCUGAACGAGAGAUCAGUGCCUUGACAACUAAAGUAAGUAUUUUGAUGCUGUCAAGACAGUUUUUUUGGAGAUGUUACCAGAACCAUUAUCACUAAUUGUAUCUUUGGAGACAAAUUGUCUAUUACACGGCUUUAUUUCUCUCCUUUUUCAUAAUUCAGUGUUUGAAAAGCCAUGUUCUUAUUGUCCUUGGAUUUUUCUGUUGGCAUGAAAACAUAGCAUUUUGUUUUUGGCACUGUUCCCUAAAGCAGUAAUGACAUCCACAAAUCACAUUUAAUAACACUUACUGUUGUGAAGAUAGGAGGUUGUCUUAUGCCACAUCAGACUGUAGGUUGGUCUAGCCCAGCCCUAAUCAACUCUGAGAACUAGUUACUUGAGGUAGCAAACUGGAGAGAGAACUUCUGGCCUAAUCUUUUCCUUGGCAUGCUUGUUCUCUGUGUGGAGGAUAAAUGUGCUGCGAGAUUUUAAUCAUGUACAGACUGAAAUGAUAGUCCAGAAGCAGUUUUACUGUGACCAGGUAACAUGGCUGCAUGGGCAUUAGCACUUGCAUGAGUGGAAGUUCCUUGCAUGUGAAAGUGGGAUCAGUGACUUUUUAAAAAAUCCACCUUGGUUUUUAAGAUGUAAGGCAUGCCUUCUCAAUAGGUAUAUAAACAAGAAAUUGCUGGAUCAAGUUAAUCUAAAUAGCCAGUACUUUCGCUUGCGAUCUCAAGAUUCUCACUCUUUAAAUGUUAGUGGGCUUUUAUUUCUUGGAUGGGGAGAAUUGUAGUUUCAUGUUCUCAGCCUGAAGCUUGUGCCAAAUCUCACCUGUGAUAACAGCCUAUUUCUUAGAAAGCACCUUCGCCCACCCCCCCCAUCUCAAUUCUGUUUGGGAAAGGGGAAAAAAUAAGAUGUCUUGCAGCGAGUCUAAGCUGCCUAAAGAGAAGGGGUGGAGAUGGGAUCCAGAUUAAGAUAGUAGUGCUUAAGUCACAAUGGGACUUGAUUUUAGUGGGAACUAAGUGCAAUUGACUUUGUCUGGAUCCAACCAAGGACAAGUAGAAAAAUGCAAGUAGAAGCAAGAGGUUAUGGAGACAUGGGUUAAUGGAACCUGAUAUAUUCAGGGUCAAAGACUGUGGCAACAGAGAAAAAGUACUGGGGGGGAGUAGCUGGUAAAGUGAAUGGAAAUAUUUGCUUUCAUAUUAUGUUGUGUAUUUUGCUUUGCCAAAUUUCAUAUUGUUUCCUGUUCUGGUGGAGCCACUUUAAACCUGAUACUUACCACAAUAUAGAGAUAAACAGCAUUAAUAGCUGCUGAGUGUCAUGCGCCCAGAAAGUGGCUUUCAAAUAUUUACAUAUUUUGAGCCUAAAAUAAGUAUAUUCCCAAAUAAUUUCUUACGUUAGAGCAGGACACUUCCCCUGCAGCUAUGUAAAUGGCUUAGAGAAAUUGUUCCUCAUAUUAUUCUGUUUUCUUCCUUCCUUGAGGGCAAAAUAGCAACUAUGUUUUAAAGCACAGAAGUACGAAAACAGAAACUGGGUAACCACAAGAUGACUGUUGGAGAUUGUAGAAAUGAUAAACUGUGAUCUUUCAUCUUAACGGCCUUCUAUGUACGCUGAUACCUGCAGCAGUAGCUAUUAUUAAAGAAGCCAGGGAUCCAUAUGAUAGAGAAUGGAGCUGCAACUUCUUCAGUGUGGAAUAAGUCUUAUUGUGUGAAUUAACAUUAAGUAUAAAGGAAGUAUAAUAGGGAUGCGGGUGGCGCUGUGGGUUAAACCACAGAGCCUAGGACUUGCCGAUCAGAAGGUCGGCACUUUGAAUCCCCGUGACGGGAUGAGCUCCCGUUGCUCGGUCCCAGCUCCUGCCCACCUAGCAGUUCGAAAGCACAUCAAAGUGCAAGUAGAUAAAUAGAUACCACUCCUGCGGGAAGGUAAAUGGCAUUUCCGUGCGCUGUUCUGGUUCACCAGAAGCGGCUUAGUCAUGCUGGUCACAUGACCCGGAAGCUUUACGCCGGCUCCCUUGGCCAAUAAAGCGAGAUGAGCGCACUGUAAUCUUGAAAUGUCACUGCCAUUUAAUGUGGACAGUUCUGAGCUAGAUGUAGCAGUGGUCUGACUUGGUUUAAGGCAGCUUCAUAUGAUCCUGAUCAGCAGUGAUACAAAAACUAACAUUUUUAACUAGAAUAACCAUUGAUGACAGAUAGACCAAGAAGGGAUGUGAUCAAACCUUGUGAUGUGUAAAUGACAAAUGGAAGUUUCCUUUUUACUUUAAGAAAAUCAGUGUCUUAACUGUAGUUGCUUAAUCAAAGACUAAUUCUUAAAACUUGUGUAGCUUCUACACUGGCGGUUGUGAUUACAUUUGACAUUGAAAAGCGCUUUCUCCUACUGCUUAAUUCUCAACAACCCUGUAAUUACUGUACCAGGAAAGUUUAAACUAGAAUUUCGGUUCAUUUCAGACAAUGAUUGUCUUCAAUGUUUUGAUUUUUCUAUUGAAAAACAUUGUUACUUGCAAGGCAGGAAGACAGCUGCUUCGGUUUUACAUUGUGUUGGGUUUGUGACGAAGCACGUUGAAAUUUCUUCUCCAAGGUUAGCUAUUUGCAAGUGACAUAUAGGAGAUAGAUGAUCUGCCAUAAUACUGAGCCAAUUAUACCAGGCCAGUGAUUUUAAUGGCAUAGUUAAGACUAGCACUUCUCUAGCAUGAAGGCUUAUGUUGUCAAGGUGACAGAUUGCAUCACAGAACAUUGAACUCAGUAAAAAGAGCAAGUUGCCAAAUUGUGUGCAUCCUCUGUGUGUCUGUUUUAAAAUCUCUUAAAACACUGUAGAUGUUUUAGACAUCUGAAUGCUGGCUUUUAAGGAUGCUCUUUUAUGUUAACACCUUAAUGAUAGUAGUACAGGCAGGUCCCAGUUUCUGAACAAAAUGUGUUCCCAGGAAAUCACUUGUUAGAAAGCAUUCGCAUAACAAGCUGACGAUUUCCAUUCUUUGCUAUGGAAAUAUUUCUAAUCUGUGGUGUCUCUCCCUGUUCUGCUGUGGUUACUUCCUAAAAUGGCUGCUGCCAGCUAGCAGAAGAGAAACAAAGGAAAAAUUGAAUUGUCCAGUCUCUCUCUUGAUUUGUCCACUCUCCCUCCUUGCACCACCACCACGGUUUCUGCCUGAAAAUGGCUGCUGCCGACCAGCAAAGCACAAACAAAGGAAGUAGACAAACGGCCUGCUUGGAUAUCUGAAUCAGCCGUUCACAUAGUGAGGUUUGAGCAUAAUUAUGUUCAGAUAACUGAAUUUGUUUUGAUAGCAGUAUCUGCAGGUAUUGUAUCCCAACUGAUCAGCACAGCUUGGAAUGGAUUGAGUGCAUUUCUCAGCAGUGCUCAUAAAUGAAUGAAAAACUUAGUAUUCCCACAUAGCUGUAUAGUAUUUUUAUUAGAAAUGAGGUUGACAGUUUCAUUUAAACAUUGACCUAAAUGCUUAAGCCACUUGGAGCUAAUUUGCAUGGCUCCAGGAAAUAGGUUUUUCAUGUGAAAUUGGUUUGCAUGUGUCUAUGUGCACAAGCAUGUGCAUGCAAGCAAGCCCUGGUUCAGACAAAAAGUUUUCAUGUGCAGAGGUGUCUUGUUACAGGUUGUAUAUAUGUAUCAGGUGUACAUGUGUAUCAGUUAUUACCUAGUCUUCAGUUCUUAUUAAUAUCUGUUGCAAGUUACAUAAUAGCAGAUUGCAGUAUUCAUUAAUAUUUGUUUGAAAUUUUAUCUAAGAAUUCUCAAAUAAUAUUUGUGUGUGCAAAAGAGAGAUGGAGACCCAGCUCCUGUCAAAUUGGGUUUAAGGAAGUUGCUGAUCAGAUGAAUGCAGUCUGUUACAGGUACAUGACACUAGAUUCCCCUAUUUGGUCGGACAUUGAUGAACAUAACCUGAAAGCUUUUAUGGUCUAUUUUUAAUUUCCCCCCCUGUAAUUCCAUACUUUGGGAAUUAAUCUAUUAUCUUUAAUAUACUACCUUUCUACCAAGGCACCCAAGAUGCCUGAAAGAAUAUAGUGUUGGGGUCUGACAGACCUCUAUAGGGAUGGUGUUCCAUUGUAUGAGUGCCGCUGUUGGAAAGGCUCUGCUCCUAGUGAUUUCCCUGCCACGUCUCAUUUGGCGAUGACACCCAGAGCAGACUGUGUAUUUUAAAUGGUUACCAUUUUAAAAAUAUUUUUCAUAAAUCAUUUCAGCUACCAUAUUUCUAGCUCGGGGAACUUCCUCCUAUGGAAGUAGGAGAAAACCUCAGAAUCUUUCAUCCAGAAGAAGAUAGGAGGGAUUCUUGUAUGAUUUUAUCCUCCUUGAGCAGAAAAACUGUUCUGAUCAAAACUGGAAAUUGAUAAAACAUUAUCUUCUAUAGGUUGAAGAACUUAAGCAUUCACACAAGUUAGAAAUAACAAACAUCAAGCUGGAAGCGGCAAGAGCUAGGACUGAGAUAGAAAGAGAAAGAAACAAGAUUCAAAGUGAAAUAGAUGGUAAAACUUUAUUACUUCAGUGAUUUGUUAUUGCCACCAAUUAUAGAUACAGAUUUUUGUCUUUGAGAAAAAUUUAGAACAGUCCAGUAAGUACUGUCGUGCAGCCAUAUCCCUUUCACUGGGAUAUUUUCAUUUUAAUGUGUCACUUUCAAUAAGCUGCCAUGGUUUUUGUCCAACAUGUAGCCCCACUGCACCCAGCUAUGUGCUCAUAUACCUGUAAGCUGACAUAACAGAAGUAAUCACGGAUAUAAUUAGUGUAAUUCUUAAAUUCAGUGGGGGCUUUUCGCCAUAACUGUCAUAGCUUUGUGAAUAUUUAAUUUUUAAUGUGAUCUUUUUCUGGGGUUGGAGGGAUAUUGUAGCAUUUUAAUGAUAAAGUAAAACAUGAAUAUAUUCUCAUAUUGCAAUAAUUGUGUGAACCCUCUCUUAAAUGAGAAUUGUCAUCUUGUAACUAUCCAUUCAUCAUUAUUUAUACUUAGAUGCUCCCAUUAAUGCCAGUAGAAAUAGCGUCUAAUUUUAAUUCUGUAAAUGCAUGUGGAAUGCAUUUCUGGUGAAGUUUGAACACAUUUAAAUGUCACUGAUUUUCCCACAGGUGAAAGUUAAACAGAAACUUAACCUUCCUUCUGAAACUUGUGGGACAUAGGCUGCAAUCCUGUGUGCGUGUACCUGGGAGUAAAUUUCACUGAACCCAGUGGGAUUUACUUCUGAGUAAAUAUUCAUUGAAGGUUCUUAGCCUAAUUCUAUAAUACUUCCCUAAAGCUACACUGCUUUAAGUAGUGGGAAAGUUGUGGGCAAAGUUGUACUUGAAUGUAGGAAAAAUGAAUGGUGGCUUACGUGAGUGAGCAACAGAUUCAGUUUUAUCAGCUUCUGUGUAGUGAUUUUCAGAGCUUUCAAAUACUGUAAAUGUUUAAAAACAGGUUUACACUCAGAUAAUGAAAUACGUAAGAAAACACUUGAGCAGCACAAGAUGCUUUUAAUAGAAAAGGAUCGUGAAUUAGUACGCAAAGUACAAGCUGCAGAAGAAGAAGGCUUCCAAAAACUUGCAGCAUUACAGGAGGAAAAGUAAGUAUGUUCUUGUAUGUUUUCUUCUCUUGCUCAAAAAGAGUUUAAAAUUGUAGCAACUUCCCUGCCUAUGAAUAUAGUCGUUGUGCAUUAUGUUCCAGCUAUAAAAUUGCUGCUGCUAGUUGCUAUUGCUACAGUGGACAGGGUGUUUUAAAUGCAUCUCACAAUGCUUCAGUAUCCUGAAAUCACUCUUGCCCUGUCCAAGGAAGCUGCUGAAUUAGUUGUGCCUGGCUAUGAAAUCUGUAGACGGGAGCUUGUGCUGUUUCUGCACUAAUCAUGGAACACUGAAGCUAUACCAGCCGAGUAGAAAUGUUCUCUCUCACAUAUAUAUGUUUAUAUAUGUUUGUUUGUGAUAUGAUUUAAAAAACAAAAAUCUGUUUUUCACAGCUCUUAAACACUCCAUAAUGUUUCAGGUUAGAACUUGAAGCCAGAUUAUCUGAACUGGAGAAAAUCAAAGUGGAGCAAGAUACUCAGAGGCAGUUGGAAAAGGAUGAGUACAAAGAGAAGUUAUCUGCUCUGCAGGUGGCAGAAGAAUCCAGCAGAAGGGAAAUCAAGGAUCUUAGGUAAUUUGUAGAGGUUUUAAUUCUAUUUAGGAAUUGGAGUUUUUAACACUUUAUCAGAAAGUGUUAUUGCCUGCUGAACAAAGCCCUUGACACUUCACUGCUUGUGUCUAAGCUGGGCAGAAGUUUUUGUUUCUCCAGAAAUGGGUUUAUAGAAAUAGGUAUUUAAUUGGUAGACCCUUGUUUUGCACCAUUUCUUUGCCAGCUGAAGCAUGUUGUUGCCUAAAGCUAUUCUUGAAACUUCUACAUUUGUUCACAAUUACACAAUAUGUGCACAAUACGCUAUAAAAUACAGUGAAGAAACUGAUAACUAUUGUAUUAGAUUUUUGGGGGGAUUAUAUCUUAUACAAACAUAUAUCUCUAAAAAUUGUUUGGAACCAGUCCUCAAUACAUGCAUUGUUACUCCCAUUUAUUUCCUCAACAUCCUUUCUCUCCUGCCCUUCAAGUUUGUCUUUCCAGUUUCAAUAUUCUCUAAACAUUCUAUCUGUUAAGAACUUUGUCUUGUGAACUUUUUAUAUAUUCAACCAUGAAUUCAUACCCAUUUACACUCUGAUGCACACAACACAGAGAAAAUCAAAUGAGUCAGACAAGGUCACAAGGAAAAGGAAAGGAGAGAUUAAAAGAAAAGUGGGAAAUUCAAGUCAAGCAUAGCAGCAGGUGGUCUUCAGUUUUGUGGCCUUUUAAACUUAUCUGUCAAAAAUGUCUAUACCUCUUCUUUGUAUAGUCAAAUCCAUUUAACUCUUAGUGUCCAGGUAUCAAUGUAUGUUUUUUAUACUAUAUUUCCAAUAUGUAAUAAUUGCCUUAAUUUAAAUGCCAGUUUUACCGUUCUAAUCUUAAGCAUUUUGUACCUUCUUUAAGUUUGAAAGAGCUGGGAUGUUUCAUAAUAUCAUCACUCCAUAAGACCACUUUCCACAUUUUCCUAGGACCGACUUAGCAUGCUUAGCCAGUUCUCAAAAUUCAGCAGUUACUGGACAUUUUCAUUAUAUAUGUUUCAAAAUGUUUCCCUGGCCCCCACACUUCCAACAGCUAUCAAUAGUAAUCCACCAUUUAUUAAAACAUUCCAUUGGAUGCUCAGUGCAUUCUGUGUAGAAUAUUCUGCUGAAUUCAUCUUAAGUAUAUAUCCAAGCCUGAGAGAGAGACAGUCUUCUCACAUUCAUAAGCUAUUCUGGUAACCUCUUUUCACAGAAGAGCAGGAUAAAAAUUAUUUCAGUGAUAAAUAUAAUGUUAAUGCUGGGGAGUCUCUUUCCAAAAUGCUGGAAAUUAGUUUUUCAUUUAAUUCCAUAGUUCCACUCUUGUGUCAGAUUUUGUUUAAUUUAAAAAUGUCCAUCUAGUGUAGACCUUUUAAAAAUCACAAAUCCCACUUUGUAUUCAUUUAUAGGCUAAAGAUUCAACAGCAAACUAUUCAUUCUGAGGAGCUUGAAAAAGAGAGAAGUGAAAAUGCUAAUCUAAAGGGGGUAAGGAUCCAACAUCAUGUUCUGUCAUCUUCUCAAGAUAGAUCACGUUACUUUCCUUCUUUAAUUGUAGCAGAUUGUAUUGAAACCAGCAUAUGAUAACAGGUGUGCUUGUCAGUAGUGUCUGGCAUGCAGAUGUGCAUUGCAUCUGAACAGACUUGUUUCAUUAUCAUGCCAAGUAGCUGUUGUCUUAUUCUUUAUGAAUCUCUCCUGUUCCUUUUUAAAGUGACUAUCAUCACAUCUUAUGGCAGUGAAUUUUGGAAGUUAGCUAUUUAUAUGCUGUGUGAAGAAGUACUUUCUUUGCUCCAACAUGUCUGCCAAACACUUAACACUGGGUGACUAGAGUUGUUUUCCUGUGGGACUAAUUUGUAUAGGUGACUCCUACUUGCUCCAGGCCAUGCUAGAUUGUCUUUAAUGCACCUUCUGUGGAAGGCACUAACUUACCUCCAGUUCUGCUCUGAGAAAACAACUUCCACAGCUUAUUUAAUAUGCGAACUUGAAGCUGUGUUGCAUAUCACUGAAAAAUAAUACAAUACUUUUAAGAGAUGCAAAAAUGGCACACAGGGGAAGAAUAAGAAAUGGCACAAACAUGGCACAUGCGGGGAGGGGUGCAGGAGAGCAGGAAAAAAUGACCAGCAGCCUUCAUGAGAGUGUUUGGGUGCAGAAGAGGUGGUUGGAGAGGGUGAUUAGAGGAAGCAGAGAGACUUAUGGAGAGGGUUGGAGAAACAAUGGAGGCUUUUCAAGUGGUGCUCAGGGUGGCUUUUUAAACUGACUGCAAGUAGCCACUCAUUUGCAGACGUCUGCAGUAAAUGCACAGGUGUUGAGGGAGUAGGAUCUAUGGCACAUUGGGUUGGAUCCUGUAGUAUGGCUCCACUUCCUAUUGUUCACAUGUAACUGCUACAGUUGAGUGAUGUGUACAUAGGGCUUAUAUGCUGUUUGGUGGGACUUCUAGAGCUUUGAUAAAUGAUUUCAUCAAUCAUUUUUAUGUUUCUUUUGCAGCGCAUUCAAGACUUGCAACUCCAAGUGGCUUCUCUGUCACAGUCGGAGAAUAACUUGCUAGUUUCCAAUCAGAAACUGAAGGAAAUGGUGGAGAGAUUAAAACAUGAAUGUCAGAAUGCGAGAAGUCAAGCAGAAAGGGCUCAGUUAGAUUCAGAGAAGUAUGAUUUCAUUUUUAAUAUUUUGCUACUGUUGUCUCAAGAAAGUAAAGUUCUGUGGAGAGUAAAUGGCCCCAGAUGUUUAUCUUGGGUUCAGUUGCCUAUAUUGUGAAUUUUCUCUAUUAUGAUAGAUUUGAAAUGUGAAUUAUGUCUUGGUUUCACUACUUAUUUGAUAGCACUGAUAGCCUGGAUGCAAUCCCAUGUACACUAAUGUGGAAGUAAGCCUAAUUAAGCACAACAUGCAUAGGAAUGUGCUGCACAUUAAGAUGAUAUACAUAAUGUUGCCAUAAAAACACAUGGACUGUCUAGGUAGAAUUGUGACAUAAGGAUUUAUUAACUAAUUAUGUCUUUUCUGUAGCAGGAAAGUAAUUUACCUUGUUCCAUUAAGUGUGAAUGUAGCCUGUACAUAUAGCCAUGUACUUAGUUACCUCUUAAUCUAUCAUCUGCCUCUCACAGCAACUCAAUAAAUACAAUACAGUACGAUCACAUCUUGCACGCAAUUAACUUGCACAAUUGUAGUCUUGCAUGGUUGAAAGUUGGCUGGUUGAAACUGCUUUUGCAUUGGGCUUUCCUGGUGCAGAAAGAGCUUUUAAAAUCUCUGGAUGCUUGCUGGGCUCUGGGAUGCUCUUGCAAGAGCUCACAGGAACUCAGGCAGCUCUGUGAGAUCUCAGAAGAGCAUUCCAGAGCCUGGUAAAUGAUGGUCAAUUUUCUCUCACAGGACUCACAGGAGCCUUUAAUUACUUCUACUAACUAAUUUAUAAGCCCAUAUAGAAGUACCCCAACAUACAGUUUUGUAAAUGCUGAUUUAGCACUUGACAUCCUGCAAGUUUCAGAUCGCCUUUCCCAUUGUUUAUGGAAUUGUAAGAAACAUACCUUCUAGGUACACCUGGAUUUCAUUUAGCCAUGUGAGAUAUACUCAGCGCAUUCAUGAAUGCGGUGAUUAACUGUGGAUUUGAUAUGCAAGAGCAACCAUUGCUUUUUUUUCCCCCUCCAGAAAUUUGGAAGACAAACAUGUCGAAUGGCUAGAAGAAAAACAUAAACUUAUUCAGCGUAUUACAGAGGUAGAACAGAAGUAUAACCAGAUGAAAGAAAAAUUGCACCGGGCAGCAGUUGCUCAGAAAAAGGCAUGUCACUUACAACAUAUAUCUGAUGGAAACUUUCAUUCUGGGUUAGCUAAAAUUAUGCUUCUAUAACAGGAUUCUAAUUGUAGCCAACAUAAUGUUUGUAAUUUAUAAAACAAAAUAUUGACCUCUAUUGCUAAAAGCUUUUGUGUUUUAAAUGGCAAAAAAAAGCUGUGAUAGCAUCGAGAAAUAACCCUAGUUGUGACCAUCUACCGGUAAUUUUUGUUUGUGGAUAGAUAUUAACAGCUACACACCAAAGCUAAUUAGAUUUUUAAAAUAUGUAGCUAUAUUUUUUUCCUGUGGAAAAAUGCAAGUGUUGCAGAAAUAUUUUCACAGCUUUGCAGAGUACCAGCAACCUUUCUUUCCCUCUCCCCCUUCAUACCAAAUAAAUUAACAGGGAAUUUCAGUGACUGAGGAGAGAAAGAAGCACAAGGCUUUGUCCCACUACUUGAUGUCCUAGUAGGAUGUGUUGCUCUUUCUGUUCCUCUUUCCAAAACAUACCUUUUCAGUCAGGGUCUCUGCAUCAUUCCUGCUAGCCUUUCCCAAUAUACAAAUGAUGUUUGUAAUAAAAUGACAAUAAUGUUGUCUCUCUUUUGGUAAUCAUAGUUAACUCCAAAUGGAUAUGUCCCCGCCCCCCAUAAAAACACCAAUUUCACAAAUGCUUCCUCCUUUAUACUUGAUUAUUUUUCUUAUUGUAACCAGGUUGGUGUGCUCAGUAUUAAGUACCUCCAUCCCAAUGAAUAUAUGUACCUAAUUUGAGAAUUUGGGGAUAAGACUCCAAUUAGAGCAUAUGGGUUAGAAAAUGAUAUGAUGCAUUGGAGGUCAACAAUCAAAUGAAUGUUUGUUUCUCUAACUAUACAUAGUAUUUGCCCUAUUUGCAGAGGAAGACACUUAAUGACAAAAAGCAAAAGAAGUUACUGGAGAAGAUAGAGCUGUUGGAAGCCAAGAGAGAAGAACUGGAAACAGAAAACCAGGUGUUAAAUAGGUACACUGAGAUCUUGCUUGCUCUUGAAUUUUGUUAUGUUUCAGAGACAGAAUGACUGUCGUCAUUACUUAAGGUUUAACAUUGCUUCCGAAAUAAAUUUUUUGCUGCAUCACUUGAGAUGGCAUUGGUGGUAAAGUUUGCAUGUUUGAAGACAGUGUCCUGUUUGUUUCACGUCUUAACUAUUUUAGGCAGAAUGUUCCUUUUGAAGAACAUAUUCGCCUUCAGAAAAGACUAAAGGAUUUGCAGCGGAGACAUAACGAAUUCCGCAGGUUAAUUCUGUUUCCCAACAUCCCAGUGCUGAAUCAAGUAGGCUUAUUGUCUUCAACUCCGAUACCUGGAGCAGAGGCAUCCUUCCCUUUCUUGCCGGUAGGUGCAAAGUUACAUAGGCAUUCUCAAAGAGAUGGUUUAAGGUGGCAAGAAAAUGAGCUUGUAAAACAGAAAGAAGUGUUGAAAGCUUAAAAUUCAAAGCAGGUUUCUGAAAGUUUUGGAUAUGAGAAAAUAUAUAAAACAGCCCCCUGUGGUGGGCUAGACCCAGAAUUCAAAGAAUUACCUUAAGCAAAGCCAGUAAGUUUUUACUUCAUUGCUUUAAACAUCAGAGUUCUGUGUUCUAUUUAUAAAAAAAUGCUUCGGGAAGACUUUUGCUUUCAAAAGCUGUUUGCCAUAUGACAUGGAUAUCUGCUGUUUGAGAAACAGAAUCCCAACACCCUCUCAUUUGGAUUAUGAACUAUUUUAUACACAGGUUAUAUACUGUAUAGGUUUCAUUUUAAAAAAAAUUCUGAAAGCCACAUUCUUUUGACUUAUUUAGAUAUUUUUGUAUGGCUCACUAAGUAAACAGAAGCCGGAAAGGCACAAGCACAACAUCAGAUUGCAAUGAAAGUGUUAGUCAUAGAAUAUCUCUCUAAAUGUUAAACAUAAUGGGUUGCUUCUUAAUUUCAAGGAGGAGCAGCAUCAAAAAGAGCUUUCCCUGCUUCGCAAGCGCUUGGAAGAACUAGAAACCACCCAGAGGAAACAGCUGCAGGAGCUUGAGGCCUCUACUGAACGAGCUCGGUCAGUAAUAAGCACGGACUCAAACUCUGAUAGACAUAAGCUUGUUGAAGAGUAUGGUCUACCAGCUGGGGAUGCCAAAUAAACACUUGACUCUAAAGCAUCAUAUACUUUUUGUCCUUUGCCAAAAACACACCCAGAAGUGCCUUGAAGUAGAGGAUAGUCUAUAUCAUUUUCUAUAUUUUUAAUUAAUUGUUUUUUAAAAGCAACAACAGCAGUAGAAUUCAAGAAAAAAAUGUGUGGUUUUUUUGUGUGUGUGUGUGCGCGCGCGCUCUUCUAGUUUGGAUUAUAGGAGGAGAUCCAUCAUGUUGCACUAAAUAUUUUUUUCUAACAAGACUUUUCUCAAGUCACUUAGGGAGUGCAGUAGCUGUGUGGAAAAUCCCCCUUUCCAGUUUGAUCAUGAAGUUCUCCAUCUUUCAUCAGUACUGUGAGCUUAAGACUGGCACCAUGUAAUUAACAAGACUGAAACAACCCAAAACAUAAUUGGUUGAACCCUAACAACCCGAACAACUAAAGGCCGGUAAAAUUCUGGGAAUAUGAUCUCUGCCUUUAUAAAGUACUUUAUUAUCUGCACUUUAAUAUGAUUAUAAAGGAUAUCAGAAGUAACAAUCAAUAUUUUAAAAUGAUUAUGAAUUAUGAAUAUAUGCUUUUUACCUUUAUACAGAGAGAUGUGUGCGGUGC